AUCUCCGUCUGACAAGGAUCAGCUUUCAUCAUGCGUCUCGUAACAAGCUUGUUGUUAAUUCUCUGUUCUGACGGAGUAUACUCCUUUUUCCCCAGCAGACUGUCAAGUGUCGACAUAGGAGAUGGAACAUGGACUCAUGCAGACAUUACAGAGAUGGGGAUUCUGAAGGCUGUAGCCGCCUACUUUGAGGCCAACCCGAGACCCAACACCACCCUUGCAGCUGGAGAUCUGACGCAGAUGAAAAAUAUGACAACGAGGAAACUGUUCCAAGCCUACUACGGAGAAGAAGUGUCAGAAUCCCGUUUUCGGGAAACUAUUAACAGCAUCAUCAAUGCCAAUAACCAGGUGAAUCUGGAUCAGUUCCGGACGGCGGCGUGGCACUGUAACGGGGAGACAAUCAAGGAAGCAAACCAGAAGAUGACGAAUCUAAGAGAACAGGCCAUCUUCGUUUUGUCACAAAACAAUACCAACUUUGACAUGGCCAGGAUUUUGAUUGGUCAGUUUCUGCACAUCAUGCAAAUGUUCUACAGUAACACAAACUGGGUUGAGUUCAAAGGAGCUGUUCCAUACUACUCCCUCGGUAAGUCUCACUUUCAGUUAUUGCGACACCACGACUUGGCCCAACAAUUAUUUAUAACGCCGCGUGUCAUUGAGACAUUUGAUCACCACGUGAACAUCAGAUUACAGGUUAUGCAUGACUUUAAACCAGGAA
Molecule: messenger RNA, 712 nt
Organism: Haliotis rubra (blacklip abalone)
Lineage: Eukaryota; Metazoa; Mollusca; Gastropoda; Lepetellida; Haliotidae
Product: von Willebrand factor A domain-containing protein 7-like
Exons: 3
Source: RefSeq, a predicted model, not a curated record